AACGUCGGUGUCGGCAUCGUUAACUCGUUUUAAUUUCGUUAACAGCUCAUUCGCCGCGCCAUCCCCAUUCGCACAAUCGGGUAAAGCAUCAAAUUCGUAUGCAACAAAAAAUAAAAAUUGCUAAGCGAAAUUCCUGCUCCAGUGCUUAGCUGAGUGAUCGCCGAGUUUUUAGUUGUAUGGCGUCGGCGGUUCAACAGUCUCCUCCCGCUCCGGUAGACACAUCGACACAAGUGCAAAUCUCCUUCGAACAACGUCAAAAGCGAACAUUCCAAGAAACCACAGAAAUGACCUACUCAACGGAUCGCCUUUCUGAGGAUAUUCCCAAAAUCAUUGGCGUCAGCGAUGUCACACACAAACGUAUAUGGCGUGCGCUGAUUGGCGAAUUUUUAGGUACCUUCUUUCUGGUUGCCAUCGGUGUUGGCAGUUGCACUGGCUGGGGAACGUAUACGCCAUCGGUGCCGCAAAUUGCCUUCUGCUUCGGUUUGGUGGUUGCCACAAUGGCGCUG
Messenger RNA from Rhagoletis zephyria (snowberry fruit fly), 506 nucleotides. Its product is annotated as aquaporin AQPAn.G-like. NCBI's taxonomy places the organism in Eukaryota, Metazoa, Arthropoda, Insecta, Diptera, Tephritidae. The record is from RefSeq and is a predicted model, not a curated record. Gene Ontology annotation, molecular function: channel activity. Gene Ontology annotation, cellular component: plasma membrane. Gene Ontology annotation, biological process: transmembrane transport.